Molecule: messenger RNA, 6700 nt
Organism: Amyelois transitella
Lineage: Eukaryota; Metazoa; Arthropoda; Insecta; Lepidoptera; Pyralidae
Exons: 22
Coding region: 237-5150 (1637 amino acids)
Biological process (GO): transmembrane transport
Cellular component (GO): membrane
Molecular function (GO): ATP hydrolysis activity; ABC-type transporter activity; ATP binding
Source: RefSeq, a predicted model, not a curated record
CAAUAUACCAAAUAACCUCUUACUCUCGUCAAUGAAAAUAAAAAUAUGACUUUAUUGCUAGUACCUACUAAUAAUAUAAGUUUUUAUUGCUGAAAGCAUUGACGGCUUAGAGCUUAAGUGUCUACCGUUGCAAAUCAUAAAUUCAAACAUACCUACUGAAAAUUUUUAGCUGUAAUGUCGCAAAGAGAUUUGGCUGAAUUCUAAGGAUUCUUGUCUUCAUUCGCUUUGUGCUAUCUAUGGGUUCACUAAUGACAAAUUUUCCUUGGAAAUGGGAGGAUAUAUGUGGACCUGAAGGAUUACAACCAUGGAACGAAGAAUCGAAAGAUUUUGGGCGGUGUUUUCAGGAACUUUUUUUGCAAAUACCAGUAUUGUUUUUAUUAGCUACUAUAUCUGGAUUUUAUAUUGGAUAUCGAAGAGAUUGGGUGGUUCGAGAAAAGACUCAAGAACGUGCUAUAGUAUUACGCAGUUUUGUCGCUCUGGCAUUAGCUUUCAUUCCCAUUGUUGAACUUUAUAUGUUUAUAACUGAAAAAGAUUUUGUUUUAUACCCUGUUGAAUAUUUUGUUGCUGGAACGUCAUGCUUAUCAUGGCUGGUGCAUUUCGGAUAUGUUCUUGCCUUGAAACAUCGCCUUGGUCUGAGUUCCCGAGGCCCGACAGUGAUGAUUAUAUUGUGGAGUUUGGCGGCAAUUCUAAAUAUCAUAGCCUUACGUACCAAUGUGCUGACUAUGACAUCAAUGAAUUUCAAUAUUGCUUUACUCUGUUUCCAUUCUGUCUAUCUAAUAACAUUGUUACCUUCAAGUGAUUCAAGGCCUACAUACUAUUCACCAUGUCUUGUUGGCAGUCAACACUCACAUAGUGAGUAUACUCCCCUCCUUCCACAUAUGGAUGAAGGUAUCCUAGGAACGGCACUGCAAGGUGCUGGCUGCUUUUCCCAAACCACCUUUUCAUGGGUUUAUCCACUACUUUUGAAAGGCUGGGAAAAUAAAUUGCGCGACCCUGAAGAGCUUUUUGACAUCCCUGGAAAAUAUAGAUGUUCUUAUGUUGGAGCAAAGAUGGAUAAAGCUUUAGUAGGCAAUAUAGACCAUUAUCAAUUCACAGAAGUUCCCCAUGAACCCUUUAUAGCAUCUGGUUAUGGCUCGGUGGGCCAGACAGCACCUCAAGCGUCUACCCCGGUGACGCCUACAUCCCGGGUGUUGGUGCGACCGAUUCGACGGCAGAAUGUGACGUUGCUACGAGCUUUGCACACCUGUUUUGGGUUGCAGUUCUAUAGCAUCGGCAUUUUGAAACUAGUGUCCGACAUGGCAGGAUUUGCUGGGCCCUUGCUGCUCAAUUAUUUGAUUGCCUUCGUUGACGACGAAAGCAUUGAUGCACAUUUAGGAUAUUUAUACGCGUCAGGUCUAUUAGCGGCAACGCUCGUAUCUGCCUUCUUUAAUGUCCACUUCAACUGGUUGAUGUCUCUAGUAGGCCUGAAGAUGCGAGGUGCUAUUGUCGCCACCAUACUCCGAAAGACUCUUAGCGUCACUUCUACAGAACUCUCGAAGUCUUUUACAAUCGGCGAAGUCACCAAUUUUAUGUCCACUGACACGGACAGGAUUGUUAACUCGUGCCCUAGUUUUCAUGCCUUAUGGAGCAUACCACUUCAGCUAGUCAUCACAUUGUUCCUACUUUACCAUCAAGUGGGAAUAUCUUUUCUCGCCGGCGUUGGUUUCUCCGUAGUACUGAUUCCCAUCAAUAAAGUAAUCGCCAACAAAAUAGGCCAGUUGAGCACAGAAAUGAUGCGACAUAAAGACGCCCGCGUCGCGCUUAUGAGCGACCUGCUCAAGGGUAUUAGGACCAUCAAAAUGCAUGUUUGGGAGGACUACUUUAUAAAUAAAGUGAAUGAGGCGCGCAGUCGAGAAUUACGCUACCUGCGCGGGCGCAAGUACUUAGACGCGAUCUGCGUGGUGCUGUGGGCCACCACGCCCGUGCUCGUAGCGGCGCUCACGCUGGGCACGCACGCGAUGAGGGGGCAGCCACUCGAUGCGCCCACUGUAUUUACUACCAUAGCUUUAAUCAAUAUGUUAAUCGCGCCACUGAAUGCCUUCCCUUGGGUGCUAAAUGGGCUCACAGAAGCCUGGGUCUCCAUAAAAAGAAUUCAGAAGUAUCUUGACCUACCCGAUAUGGACUCAGAAAGAUACUAUGACAGACUAAAUACAAAUGAAGACGAAGACAAGAUGAUUAUAUUAAAAAACGCGACGUUCGCGUGGUCCAAACCCAGCAUUGUCAAAAGACCGUUUCCAAAAUCAAAAAAGAAUAAAGGGAAAUCUAAGAAGUCCGCAGCGAGUAUACAUGGGCAAGAGUCUUCGUCAUCAAGCGAUAUUAUUCAACAGGAAGAGCUGUUUUCGCUUCAAGAUAUAAAUUUAGAAAUCGGGAGGGAACAAUUGAUAGGAGUUGCGGGUAGCGUCGGCAGUGGGAAAACCUCGCUUUUAUUGGCUAUAAUCGGCGAGAUGAACAAAGAAUACGGGGAUAUUCAGAUACCGGAAAGCUUGAACAGUUUCGGCUACGUGCCUCAGACACCGUGGCUGACUCGCGGCACCAUUCGGGACAAUAUUCUCUUUGGAAAACCCUAUGACGAGGCUAAAUUCAAAGUUGUCGUCGACGCCUGCGCACUUACUGAGGACCUGAACGUUUUGGGCUGGAACGCAUUCGUGGGCGAGGGCGGCUGCACGCUCAGCGGCGGACAGCGCGCGCGCAUCGCGCUCGCACGCGCCGUCUACCAGGACAAGAAGGUGUACCUCCUGGACGACGUGCUGUCGGGGCUGGACGGGGAGGUGGCGGCGCACGUGCUGCAGCGCUGCAUCCUGGGGCUGCUGCGGCACAGCACGCGCGUGCUGGUGUCGCACUCGGCCCGCCAGCUGGCGCGCGCGCACCACGUCGUGCUGCUGCGCGCCGGCCAAGUGCUGCGGCAGGGACCCCCAGACAUGGUAUUGCACGACGUGGAAGACAUACUCCCGAGCGAGACGGAGAGCAUCGGCGAGGAGCCCCCGCCACCCUGUCUGGAUAAUAAGGAGGAUACCGUCAGCAGAAAUAGUCUGGAUGACGACGAAGCGAUGUCUCAAGGAACCGUCGGCUGGUGGGUGAUUGGAUUAUACUUACGAUCGGUUGGAGCAUUCCUCUCUCUCAUUAUCUUGUUGUCUUUAUUACUCAUGCAAGUUUCACAAAACUUCACAUUCGUCUGGUUAACCUUCUGGCUGAGAAGCAGAAAGAAUACAACUACCGUCACUAAUAAUUUGGAAUUUAGUGAUGUGCAUGAGAAUAACACCUUACUGGAUCAUGCAUUUAUUGGUGUCGAUGGUUUAAUACACAAAAUUGUGAAUGCCUCUAUAUCUCUGAUUAAUGGCGACGAUAUACUCUCUCAAAAUUCAAAUAUUAAUACAACAAGUGUAAUUAGAAAUGAGAUGGAACCACUUGGUCUGAACGCAACACCGAUAUACAAUGACAACUUUUAUUUAGAGAUGUAUUUCGUACUGGCAGCCUUGAACCUAGUAUUCACUAUAAUGAGAGCGUUUCUGUUUGCGUAUGGGGGAGUAGAAGCUGCCACGAAGAUACACAAAGUUUUAUUGAAAGUUAUUGUAAGGGCGAAAGUGAAAUUUUUCGACAUGACGCCGCUCGGGCGCAUUCUUAACAGGUUUUCGUCGGACACGUACACUGUGGACGAUUCCUUACCUUUCAUACUCAACAUAUUGCUUGCUCAAGUUUUCUCAUUGAUUGGCGCCAUUGUAGUGACAGUAUACGGUCUCCCGUGGCUCGUAGCGGCCAUAUUGCCCGUCGCGAUCGUGUACUACCGCCUGCAGCGCCUCUACCGCCCUACUUCGAGGCAGCUCAAGCGGCUGCAGAGCGUCACUCUCUCCCCCGUGUAUACACACUUCAACGACACUCUCGAAGGUCUAACGAUAGUCCGAGCGAUGGGUUCAUCUCCCCGCUGGCUGGAGACGGGCGAGGAGUUCGUGGAGAACUGGCAGCGGGCGGCGCUGUGCUCGGCCGGCGCGCAGCAGUGGCUGGCGCUGCGACUGCAGGCCACCGCUGCGGCCGUCGUGGCCGCCAGCGCCGCCGUCGCGGUGCUGCAGCGCGGCGCGCACCUACAGGACGCAGGUAUACCGCUCUGCUGUGAGACCUGGCAGCAGUGGCUGGCGCUGCGACUGCAGGCCACCGCUGCGGCCGUCGUGGCCGCCAGCGCCGCCGUCGCGGUGCUGCAGCGCGGCGCGCACCUACAGGACGCAGGUCUUGUGGGGCUCGCGAUAUCAUACGCGUUGUCAAUGACGUCGAUGUUGAGCAACGUGCUCAGCGCCUUCACUGAAACAGAACGAGAGAUGAUCGCCGUGGAGCGAGUCGGGGAGUACAUAACACAGGUUGAAUCUGAAAAGAUGGACGGAGUCUCCCCGCCUUAUGGUUGGCCUUCGCAAGGUGUGAUAGAAUUCGAAGAUGUUUAUGUUAAGUAUAGCGAAUCGCCCAACGCAAACAUGGCGUUGCAAGGCGUUACGUUCUCAAGUUGGCCGGGCGAGCGGCUGGCUGUGGUGGGGCGCACUGGAGCGGGCAAGAGCUCACUGUUGUCGGCCACCCUGCUCCUCGUGCCUGUUCACACUGGCCGCGUGCGCGUCGACGGCGUUGAUGUUAACACGCUGCAGCUGCAAGCACUCAGAUCUCGCAUCGGCGUGAUACCUCAAGAGCCGUUCAUAUUCGGCGGCAGUAUCCGUGAGAACGUGGACCCGCUUCGCUUGCACGCGGAUCCUGAUGUGUGGCGCGCGAUAGACAGCUGCGGGGCGAGGGAGAUAGUGCGCGCGCGCGGGGGACUGGCUGCGGACGCGAGGGGCGUGGGGAGGGGGGGAGGGCAGCUGCUGUGUCUGGCGAGAGCCGUGCUGCAGCGACCUAAGAUUCUUUUAGUAGACGAGUGCACUGCCAAUUUGGACCAGGAGACUGAGCGUUUAAUCCUAGACACGCUUCGAAGCGCGUUCGGCGGCUGCACGGUUGUGUUCGUAGCACAUCGUCUCACCGGCGUAUUGGAGUCAUCGCGAGUACUCUGCCUCUCGCAAGGGAAGGUCAUUGACCUCCGACCGCCUGACCAAGCGCUUGCUGACCCAACCUCAUAUCUAUACGGCUUGAUCAAUAACACCUAGUGAUGUAAAGUUGCUCUCAUAGAUAUUCUAAUCAAAGAAACAAAAAACGUGCGAUUUUUUCGUUGUGGCAAUGAAAGGUAAAGUUCUGCACCAGUUCAAUGAUAUAAAUAGUUUUAGUAGUUGUUUUCUUUGCUGUAUCUUGUCACUAGGCGAAUAAACUUCGUUUGUUCCAUUCCAUACACGCCAAGUUAUACCUAAGAAUGUUGUUUGUUCCGCAUCAAAUAUGUGCCGAAUAAAAAAUCAUGAGGCUUAUCCAUUUAAACUUUUUGUGGUGAUAUUAUUGUAUUAUUUUGUCGUCCAGUGUAUAUGUGUAGUUAUUUUUCUGUUCUUUUUCCUAAUUCUCCAUGGAAACACGUUUCCCUCUUAUUUCUUUUAAAUUAUUAUUAAAAUAUACUUACGAUAGCAAUAAAAAAUUGUCUCUUCCAGUUAUUAUAAAGAUUGCAUGUCAUAUUGACUGAAAUACACUAGGAGACUGUAUAUAAUAUGCUAUGCAAGAUAAGUUUAGUAGUACGUCUUUAAAUGACAAAUUAAUAUUGAUUCGUUGUUUAAUGAGUGAAUUUUAUUUUAAGUAAUAAGUUGUUGAUAAGAGAGUUCAGACUGAUCAAAAGGUCUAGUCGCUGCUAGAGUACUACAGUCUAUUGUUUUCCUUGUUUAAAAUUUUAUCUAUUGACAAGACGCUAUGCAUUCCAGAAGUCAAUAUCUUGUAAGUAGCUGUAAUUAUUCGAUUUUGUAGUAUUACGAUCUCCGAAUCGUUGAAUUAAAAUAACCAAUUUGUAAAAACAUAUUAAGCAAGAGCCUUUUAUGGUAUUGUUAGAAAUAUAUAUUAAUAUUGCGUUGAUUAAUAGCAUUGUACGAGAGUUGCUAAUUUACAAUUUGUGCUACUUGUGGUUUUCUCAGUGACACCGUAAAGAACAUUAAAAACUUUAUGACUACAACUUUUUACGAAUCGGUCAUUUGUUCAAGUUAAAAAAAUACGUUUUCAGUAUUGAUCGGUUCACUCAGUUAUUAGCAAACUUAUGUAUGUAGUUUGAUGUGAAUUAGAAGCAUUUUUAAAUAUUUCACUUCAUGACAAUGAAGUUUACAACGAUAAGAAAUCAGUAAAUUUCAAAUAACUCUGCAAUGGUGAAACCCUGUGAUGGUUUAUUCGACCAGUUCAAACUUGUAGGAAACCUUUUUUGUGAAAAGCUUGUUAAAAGAGGUUUAUAUUUAAUCUACUAGCAACUAGGUAAUUAAUAAAAGAUUUCUAACGCAGCAUUAUGAACUAUAUGUAACUUUUUUAUCAUGAACUCCGAGAUGAAGUUCAAAGAGUGACUUUACAUAAAUUUAAUUUUCUUGUAAAUAAAUUAUAUUAUGUAUAUUGCUAAUGAAUUAGAAAUAAACCUCUAUUAGUAUAAAAUAAAAAGAAAACUUGUGAUAUGAGCCUGUAUUUUAAUAUAAAUAUUUUGAAUAAAAUACAUAUAAUAAAAUGCUCGUUUCAUUAGCUCAUAGACGAGAGUAGUAUUUAUUAAGAAGAGUCAUAGACAAUUUCUUUAUAUCGUUAUAAUUUUGAU